UGGUGGUUCCUCGGUAGGAAAAGCUCAGCUCUGCUUUUAAGUUUACUUCCUCCAUGGCUGAAGAGCAAAGCUCCCACUCAGCUCAACUGAUCCACUCUGCGCAUUGCGUUCAUCUCUUCCCCUCCUCCCUCCCCGCAGAUCCGAUUUGAGUUUUACCUGGGGAAAAAAAGAAAAGAAAAAGUAGAUCUUCACUUCUUCCCGGAGAAGAAGCAAAAAAAAUCGAAAAUUUUUCAUGGCAAAUGCGUGGAAGAGAGACAAAUCGCCGAAACUCUUCUCGGCAAGGUCCCUCCUCAUACUCUGCACCACCUCUCUUCUUCUCCUCACCCUCUUUUUCCUCCUCUCUCGCCCAUCAACCCCUACUCCCAUCUCUGAUUCGACGGCCAUCAGGGUCCAGAACCGCUUCCCCCUCAGUAAGAUCCCUCCUUUCGAUUGCUACAAAUCACCCCAAGCCCACCCCGUGAUUGCCAACCUCGUCGAAGGCCUCAAGCACCCCUUCCUCUACUCGCUGUCGGAUUUCGGGACAUGGCCCGACAAGCCCCACAAGAACAUUGUCAGGAUGCUCAAAGGUAAGCUCUUCAGGAAGCCCGACAUCUCGGUGACGAUGCAGGAGGUUUUGGAGAGGUUGCGGGGCGGAGGGAAGGAAGGGCUUGUUGUGGAUGUAGGGGCCAAUGUGGGCAUGGCUAGCUUCGCUGCGGCAGUUAUGGGGUUCAGGGUUCUGGCUUUUGAGCCUGUGUAUGAGAAUUUGCAGAGGAUUUGUGAUGGGAUUUGGCUGAAUCGAGUGGACGAAUUCGUGACGGUGUUUGAGGCUGCGGCAUCAGAUGAGCUCGGGAACAUUACCUUUCACAAGUUGGUCGGUCGCCUUGACAAUAGUGCAGUCUCAGCUGUCGGUGCAAAGCUGGCAUUCAAGUCUAAUGAAGAAAUCGAACUCCAAGUGAGAACGAUUCCUCUGGAUGAAGUGAUCCCAGAGUCAGAGAAGGUUGUAGUCAUCAAAAUUGAUGUUCAGGGCUGGGAACUUCAUGUUCUAAAGGGAGCCUCAAGGAUUCUCUCGAGAAAGGCGAGCGAAGCUCCAUACUUGAUCUAUGAAGAGGAUGAGCGCCUGCUCCAAGCAAGUAAUAGCAGUUCCAAAGAGAUUCGAGAUUUUCUUCACAGUGUAGGAUAUCACAAUUGCACUCAGCAUGGCACCGAUGCUCACUGUACCAAGAACUGAUAAUACGUCUUCAUACUUAUGAGCAUUUGUUUACACGAGAGAGUGGAUUUGGUCUCCCAAAUGGUGAUGGUGAUAGAUCAGAAUAUCCUUCAGGAAGAUGAGGCAUGUGAAUCGGCAUACCCAGAAAGUAGCAGGCUCCAACUCAGUUUGUGGAAGGCAUUUAGAGGAACAUGUGAUAGCCUACUAACACGGAAUUGAUUGUAGCUAUGGACUGCAAGAAGAUGUAUGCAGAGCGGGAUUUUGUUUAUGUCACCUGUUUGGUUUUAGUUGGGGAGUUUUUUCAGUGCAAUUCUUUUACCUCUUCGGAUAUGAGGCAAUUCGUCUUGUAACUCAGUUUAUAUGCAAUAGACAUAUUGUUCAGAUUUUUUGAGGUAAUGGAAUAAUGAGUUUGCUGGAUAGCUUGGGCCUCGAAUUAUCUGUAUAUUGUCAAGAAUUGAUUCAUU
This is a messenger RNA of Punica granatum (pomegranate), 1650 nucleotides long. NCBI's taxonomy places the organism in Eukaryota, Viridiplantae, Streptophyta, Magnoliopsida, Myrtales, Lythraceae. The record is from RefSeq and is a predicted model, not a curated record.